Magnolia sinica is the source of this 2237-nucleotide messenger RNA. RefSeq names its product probable hexosyltransferase MUCI70. The record is from RefSeq and is a predicted model, not a curated record. The transcript has 9 exons. NCBI's taxonomy places the organism in Eukaryota, Viridiplantae, Streptophyta, Magnoliopsida, Magnoliales, Magnoliaceae. Bases 252 to 2081 code for a protein of 609 amino acids.
UUUGUAGGGUUUGACUUCAAUGUUUUUUUUUUGCCACGUAAUUUCGCUGCUUAUGGUUGGGAAGAAAUCAAGAGAUUUGGACUGACACUGGCGUUGGUUUGGAUCUUUGGAGCUUGAUUCUGCAGGUGGAUUUGUUGGUAUUAUUUUUACUAUUGUUUUUCUUUGGAGAGAAUUGUUUGGGUUUUGAAUGAGAGGGAAUUCCAAGGGAGAAGGAAGACGAUGAAAGGGGCUUUGGUGGUUUUGGAGGGACGAUGACGGGAGGGUCAUUGGGUCUACGUACAGGGAGUUAUGGAUCAUUGCAGCAGCAGCAGCUGCUGCUGCAGAACAGUGUUGCAGUGGCAAUUCAGACGAUGCCUGUCAGCGGUCGCAAGCCCCCGAAGAUGCUGUUGCCUGGUUUGAGAGAGAAGGAGAGGUGCCGCCCUUGGAUUUGCAAGAUCACUGGCCGGAGGAGAGUCGGGAUGCUCUUCUUGGUGAUCAUUUCUGCUGCGGUCUUCACGUCCCUUAUGUCUGCCUUUACCAAAGAUGAAGAUGCAGAUGGUCCCGACAUACGCCCAAAGUCUUCACAACGUUUCGAAGCCGUUGGAGUCAAUGGCAUAAUUAUGUCUAGCUAUUAUGAAUCGCCCCUGAUUUCUGGGGAAAGAGAUCAUGAGAGGGAUAAUAAGUCUUCCUCUUUAUUGGAGACCAACUCAGGAAGUGACAAAAAUACAACCAUACCUCCUCCUCCUCCUCCUCCUCCUCUUGCAAUUCUUUCUGGUGGCCUUCUUUCAGGACAUCCUUGUGAACACUUUGCAUUUCCACCCCCAUCAGCUGAUAGAAAACGGAUUGGUCCACGCCCGUGUCCGGUCUGUUACCUUCCUGUUGAUCAGGCCAUGAUGUUUAUGCCGACUGCCCCAUCGGUAUCUCCUGUACUAAAGAAUUUAACAUAUGCCACAGAAGAAAAUUCUAUCAGUCUUCCGCUAUCUAGAGGUUCUCCGUUCGGCGGAUAUCCAUCUCUAGAGCAGAGGAAUGAUUCUUUCAAUAUAAAAGAGUCAAUGAAUGUGCACUGUGGAUUUGUUAAGGGAGACAGACCCGGUCAUCAAACUGGAUUCGACAUGGAUGAUGCUGAUCUUCUUGAAAUGGAGAAAUGCCAUGGCAUAGUUGUUGCCUCCGCAAUAUUUGGAAACUAUGAUAUGAUACAACAACCAAAAAAUUGUAGUGAGGCUGCGAAGAGAAAUGUUUGUUUUUAUAUGUUUUUGGAUGAAGAGACAGAAGCAUAUAUGAAGAACUCUAGCCUCCUAGACAACACAAACAGGGUUGGAUUGUGGAGAGUCGUUAUCAUUCAUAACCUUCCUUAUGAUGAUGCAAGACGCAAUGGAAAGGUUCUGAAGCUACUACUGCACAGGAUCUUUCCCAAUGCCCAAUUUUCUAUAUGGGUAGAUGGAAAGCUUGAGCUUGUCGUUGAUCCAUAUCAAAUUCUGGAGAGAUUCUUGUGGCGGCAGAAAGCCAGUUUUGCAAUCUCCAGGCAUUAUAGACGCUUUGACGUUUUUGAGGAAGCAGAGGCUAAUAAAGCUGCUGGGAAGUAUGACAAUGCCUCCAUUGAUUACCAAAUCGAGUUUUACAAGAGGGAGGGCUUGACGCGUUAUUCUCCAGCUAAGCUUCCUAUUACCAGUGAUGUUCCCGAAGGUUGUGUGAUCAUAAGGGAACAUAUUCCCAUCACGAACCUCUUCACGUGUCUUUGGUUCAAUGAGGUGGACCGCUUUACUUCUAGGGACCAGAUCAGUUUUUCCACUGUAAGGGACAAAAUAAUGUCGAAAGUAAAUUGGAGUGUCAACAUGUUUAUGGACUGUGAACGGCGUAACUUUGUUGUUCAGGGGUACCAUAGAGACAUAUUAGAGCAGAUGAAUUCAAUUGCCGCCAUGGCUCAUCCUCCACCACAUUUGAGAAAAGAACCAUCCAAACAGUCCUCAAGUGUGUCCGUUCCUUACAGGUAUGCAAGAAGUUCAGUGCGGAAGAUCCCGACGAGGCGCGGGAGAGAGAGGAGAUCGGGUAAGUGGCGCCAUCGUACCAGAACUGUUGUUGAUAGGGAAAGCAAUUCAUUUUAAAAUUUUGGAUGUAUUUUUCUUCCCGUCUGUUUUGAAAUUAUUCAUUUCAUGAGCAGUACUUGGGCAGAUGAGUGUAAGUUUGAUUUGAAGGAGAACACAGAAAGUGAAGGUCCUAUUUUAUCCCGAAAUGUCAAUACCAAUUCUUUUUGGUGUAAA